This is a messenger RNA of Acanthocheilonema viteae, 213 nucleotides long. Lineage: Eukaryota; Metazoa; Nematoda; Chromadorea; Rhabditida; Onchocercidae. The record is from the annotation of a GenBank genome assembly.
AUGGUUGGAUGUUGGUGGUGCUGUCGGUUGUGGGAUUCAAGUAUGACAGGAGUGUGGAGAGGAAGUGGGGGCGACUCGUUUUCGAGAGUGGAAGCAGGGAGAAGAGGACAACAACUGUCCGGAGCAGAGUACUGCUUCAGGGAGGAAAAGCCAAUUGGAGGUGAGACAACUGUCCCAACCCAGAAACCUUCCUUCGUCCGAUUUGCUAGUUAA